AUGCGACCUAUAUCCUUCACCACGCUUUUGGGUGGCCCCCUCCUCGGGCAGCUCGUCACGGCUCUGCCUUCGGCGGGCUGCUCGACGAACCAGGAGGUCGCACUCGAGCAGACGUACAACGUCCAGAUGGGCGACCGCCGCUACCUGCUCUGGUUCCCGAUCAACUAUGAGCCCAACAAGCCGGCCCCGCUGGUGCUUUCCUACCACGGCGGCACUCGUAUCGCCGAGGAGCAGCAGAGACUGGAUCUGUUGAGCACGGCGUACUUCAAUAAGGAGUACAUUAUGGUAUAUCCCAACGGCGUCAACGAAACCUGGGAGGGCGUUCCGGACGUGGACACCGACGACGUCGGCUUCACCGGGGACAUCCUCGACGAGCUCGAGGCGCAGUACUGCAUCGACACGGACCGGAUCUACGCCACGGGUAAGUCCCAGGGCGGCGGGUUCGUAGGCGUGCUAGCCUGCGAUGAAGACAUGUCCCAACGCAUAGCGGCUUUCUCCCCAGUAUCUGGGGCCUUCUACAUCUCCGACUUCGGAGACGAGUGCGAGCCCGAGACGGUGGCCAUCGAGCCCUGCUCCCCGGGCAGGGACAACGUGCCGAUCCUGGAUUUCCAUGGCCUGGCCGACGACACCAUCAAGUACUAUGGAGGCGAGCGGAAGGGCGGGUGCCUGCCGACCAUCCCGCACUGGGUCCAGACGUGGGCCGAGAGGGAUGGUCUGGGACCGGAGAAUGUGACUUCCGCAGUGCCUGGUGCCCCGAGUGACAGCAGCGCCGUCAGAUAUGAGUUUGGAGAAGGCAGCCAGCAAGGCUUGGUGACUCACAUCAUGGACGGAACGGAUAUUGGGCACGACUGGCCGAGCACGCAGCCGAACAGCGAUAACUCACAAGCCGGGCGACACCCAGCCUCCUUCAACGCCUCGUCCUUGAUCCUCGACUUCUUCGCGGCACACCCGCUCGUGCCGGCUCAGAAGGUUCCCGGGUGCGGGAACCAUACGCACUCGUAG
Molecule: messenger RNA, 1002 nt
Organism: Diaporthe amygdali
Lineage: Eukaryota; Fungi; Ascomycota; Sordariomycetes; Diaporthales; Diaporthaceae
Exons: 3
Coding region: 1-1002 (333 amino acids)
Molecular function (GO): feruloyl esterase activity
Source: RefSeq, a predicted model, not a curated record